Penicillium antarcticum is the source of this 1608-nucleotide messenger RNA. RefSeq lists its product as uncharacterized. Gene Ontology annotation, molecular function: transmembrane transporter activity. The record is from RefSeq and is a predicted model, not a curated record. Lineage: Eukaryota; Fungi; Ascomycota; Eurotiomycetes; Eurotiales; Aspergillaceae. The transcript has a single exon. The coding region runs from base 1 to 1608 and encodes 535 amino acids. Gene Ontology annotation, biological process: transmembrane transport.
AUGGAGCCAGACAUGGAAGUUCUCAAUGGGACUGAACGCAUCUCUGCCGCCAACGGUGAGAUCACACUCAUUCCCACGCCCACAAACUCACCAGACGACCCACUGAACUGGAGCACGUGGAGACGGUACUGGCAUGCGUUCCUGGUCUUGGUGAUAGUCGCCUUUACCGCUGCCACCUCGAACGAUGCGGGGACGGCUGGCAACGGAAUGGUCGCUGAGUUGGGGAUCACCUGGGACCAGAUCAAUGUUGCCGCCGGGGUCUUGUUUGUGGGUAUUGGGUAUACCACGUUGCUGCUUGGCCCUGCACCUUUUCUGUACGGGAGACGCAUCUCGUACAUGAUUUGUCUGCUUUCGACGAUCGUUGGCUCGAUCUGGUUGGCUCGGACGCAGACUUCCGGCGAUAACAUCGGAAGUCAGCUGUUCGUUGGGGCAGCCGAGUCAUGCGCCGAAGCGCUGGCUCAGUUGUCCCUCUCUGAUCUGUUCUUUCAGCAUCGGAGAGGUCUCGUGCUUGGCUUAUACGUCCUGGCGACUAGUAUUGGCACCUUUACUGGUCCUUUGGUCGCCGGCUUUAUUGUUGACAGUGAGGCGCUAGGCUGGCGAUGGGUUGGUUGGCUCGCUGUCAUCAUCUCAGGGUUUUUACUUGUCUUGUUUUACUUUGGCUUGGAGGAGACUUCCUUCGAUCGGAAGAACCCUCUUCAAGGACACGAUGCACCGCCUACUCCACCGGGCGAGCUGACCGACCUUCCGCAGGACGGAAAGGAAAAGGACAUCGCCAAAGUAAAGGCUAUAUCCCCUCAUAUUCUCGACGAGGAAUGCGGUCAGCAGAAAGGGAAGACGUACCUCCAGCGCAUCGCCCUUAUCACCCCGUCGCCAACCUUGGUCGGCACGGGUUUCAAGCAGUACUGUCGCCGGCUGCUUCACACCCUGCGCGUCUUCACAUUCCCAGCAGUCAUCUACUCAGGAAUGCAGUGGGGCGCCCAGGAUGCUUGGUUGACCUUCUACCUGACCGUCGAAGAAGACAACUGGUACGAAGCACCGUGGUUCUACACCGACGCCGCCGUAGGCAUCAUGAACGUGCCAACCCUAAUUGGCGCGCUCCUGGGCUGUAUCUACGGCGGAUGGUUUAGUGACUUCUUCGUGCUGUGGAUGGCCAAACGCAACAACGGCAUCUUCGAAGCCGAGAUGCGUCUCUGGCUCCUCUUGCCGGUGGCGUUCAUCGGCCCAACCGGUCUUAUGCUCUUCGGUAUUGGUUCCAACAAUGGCAUGAGCUGGCCAUGGCCGUAUGUCGGACUGGGAUUCAUCGGCUUCGGCUGGGGCUGUGCGGGUGAUCUCAGUAUGGCGUAUCUUAUGGACGCGUAUCCGGAUAUGGUUUUGGAAGGUAUGGUCGGUGUGUCUGUUAUUAAUAACACUAUUGGCUGUAUCUUUACUUUCUCUGCUGGGUACUGGAUGGAUGCGCAGACUCUGUCGCAAGUAUUUAUUGCUAUUGGUGUGCUGAGCUUCUUCUUUAUCAUGACCACCAUCCCUAUGAUCUACUGGGGUAAGAAGUGUCGUCAGCUCACUCGGAAGCAGUACGAGACUUUCCUCCGGAUUCGUGAUGGUCCUGCAUAG